Molecule: messenger RNA, 3695 nt
Organism: Larimichthys crocea (large yellow croaker)
Lineage: Eukaryota; Metazoa; Chordata; Actinopteri; Sciaenidae
Gene: gemin4
Product: gem (nuclear organelle) associated protein 4
Exons: 6
Coding region: 206-3571 (1121 amino acids)
Biological process (GO): rRNA processing; spliceosomal snRNP assembly
Cellular component (GO): SMN complex
Source: RefSeq, a predicted model, not a curated record
ACAGAGCAGAGAGCAGCAGAGGUCUGUCUUGAGUUUGACACGCUGGUGCGGGACAGCGGAAGCGCUCUAUAUGAAGUGAUGAGCACGCUGCUGUGAUCACUGUGAUACUGUACACUGUAGUGUGACUCAAUGAGAGCGUCACAGCUCAUGACUGUGAUCAUAAACCGGACUGAAGACUAACGAGCCUGCUUGCAUUGAGCUGCAGAUGAUGGACAGAGACUCGGCCGUCCUUCAGGGGGCUUUCCUCCUGGCUGAUCAGCUGUGUCUCCCCUCCUCCCUGUCCUCCCUUCAGAAAGCUGACUGGAGCAGGGUGGGACGUCCAGUCCUGGAGGCACUUGGAGAAAUCUGUAGACUCGGUGCACACCCCACGACGACAACUAUCAGCUGGACGAAGAAAGUCAUUUGCGUUGUGUGGCUGAAGCUGCUGUGCAGGGAGACUGGAGAGGACCUGGAGACGGGCUGGAGGGAGAACCCCUUUUUCCCCCUCCAGAACGGCCUCCCUGACGUCAACUCCGCCGUCCUGCUGGAAGUGGUGAAGUCGACGGCGGCCGCUCAGACGUUUGCCCAUUUCCUCUUGUGUCUUCCUCAGUCUCAGAUCUGUGCCGAGCUCGAGAGGCUGGUGCAGCACGUGAGGAGCAGCUCCACCGCAGAGGACGAUGUCCGGCUUCUCCUGGAGGUGUGGUGGGAGCUGUGGAAAGGCAGAGAUGAGCAGAAAGCCGGAGAAGGGGAGAGCAUAGAGGCGAUGUUUGCUCGACAAUACACUCGUCUCCAGUCUUCCAGUGUCCCCCCACAGGCUGCCAAGAGGUUAAAACUGGACCCAUCAGAACUGAAGGCAUCGUCUCCAACCUCAGAUGUCCUGCACAUUCUGCUUCAUGCACUGAAAGACAUUAAAGAUCACAUAACUACAACAGAGCUUUGUCUGCAGGCCCUCUCGGUUUCUCUUGAUGCUCUUUACACAUCUUGCCUGAUAGACCAGGCAGUCGCACUUCCACCCAAAGAGAAGAUCCGCGUCCUGUCUGUAAUUGUCAGUAUCAGAGAAAGGAACAACGAGAAACUGAGUCCUGAACUUAUUCAGGAGGCCGUGAGAGACCUGCACGCUUCUCACACACCAUCUCAGUUUCGAUACAGCAGGAUGAAGCUUGGCGAAGCCUUGAAAAAUAUAACGGAACUGGCUCGGUUUUGGCAAAGCAGCGAGCUCCUCAAAGUGUGUGACAGCACUAAUCCGAGCUACUCAGCAUUCAGACUGGAACAGAGUGUCCGUAGAGUCCUUGCAGCUCUACAGAAAGUGCCUGAAGCUAUGACUGAAACAGACGAUCAAGAGGCUGAGAAGGACACGCUGAGAGGUUUGCUAGAGUCACUGGCUCUCCCUGUCACAGAGAGCACCCCAGAGGUGAGCGCGAGUGUCACCGCGAUCAUCAUCAGCCACCGCCUGGACGACUAUCAGAACUUUGCGGCGUUAUUUGCCAGCGAGGAAAGCUGGGCUGCCUGCGAACAGCACUGGAUGGACUGCCUGGAAAAGAACCAAGCAGCCUUCCAGCAGUGCGACACGCUCAUCAGACUGACCUCCACCCUCAUGCGUAAACUCCAGAGCGAGAGCGCCAACGUGAGCCACUGCAAGAAGCUGAUGAAAGUCAUCACAGACAUUUUCUCUGCACUUUCUUUAAAAGACAAGAACACAGCGUUGGCUGCUAUGUUAAGGCUCUCCAUAAGGGGGUUCUUCGGACGCUGCGUCCCCUCUGCUGUGACUGAAGGGUUCGAACAGGAGCUCAGCAUGGCCUUCAACUGCAUCAUCCAAGGACGGGGUGGAGCGUCAGCAGCGGCGCUGCAGGGCAAUCUGAACACGGCGGCUUCUUUGGUGGCGAGAGUUGCGUUUCAGAACCCGGAGGCCGCUCUGAGGUCUUGCUGUCAUUCAGCUAUUUUCAACAAAGGUGCCUUCUCUCUCAUGGCGAAGAUCCUGCAGCAGCUGCCUGGACUCAGGGGCGAAGAGGAAAGUAUAGAUGAAGGAAAUGAUGCUCUGAGUGGUGGUAGUCUGCUCUGCAGGUGUCUACAGGAGAUCAUCAACACCAAAGCACUGUCGGCCAAUGAAAAAGAGCAGUUCCUCAAGUACGUGGGUCUGCUGAUGAGGCCUGUCAUGACAGGCGAGGUAGAAGGAAGAAGGCGAAGCUUUCUGCCACCUCAGGAGGUCGUGAACAUCUUUGUCCUGCCGAAUCUCUCCACCACGGGUCAAAGCUCCUUCGACAUAGAGCUGAGUCUGCAGCUCCUCCACACUGCUCUGUCUGUGGACGUCCAGGAACCAGACGGGUCGCCUCACUGGGUGUUGGACUGCUCUCCCUUUCCCCUCCUCUAUGUCCUGGCUCAGUUCCACAGCCAGACUCUCAGUUGUUGGGAGCAGCCACCAGAUGGUGCUGUCUAUCACUGGUCAAUGGACCUGAAGGAGCUGCUGGUGUCUGUGCUGACCACCCUGGGGAACGUGGUGGGUGCAGAGGUGGCGGCGGUCCCCAGCAGCUGGUCCAGAGCUCUGUUCUGGCUUUACAAGAAAAUGGAGGAUCUGGACUGGACCGUUCGUUUCCACCUGAAGGCUGUUUGGGGGGAACACUUUAAAAACGAGGUUCCCUCGUCCCUGCUGGCUGUGUGUGAUCUACCUGAGCAGGAGUGGUCCAGUUUGGACCUGCCUCAGUAUGGUCAGGGUACAGGUCUUCUGGCCUGGAUGGAGUGUUGUUCCAUAUCCGACUCCCUGCAGUCCACCAUGCUGUCCCGUCUCUCUCUGGAUCAGCGUCAGCUCGACCACGUCAGUAUGUUCAGCAAAGGCCUGCUGGUGGCUCUGGCCCAGAUCCUGCCCUGGUGCUCCAUCUCCCAGUGGACCAGGCUGCUGAGAGCCCUGAGGGAGCUGAUCACCUCAGGCCGCCUCCAUGUGCCCUUCUCACUCGAGUAUGUGGACUACCUGCCCCUGCUGGAUCUAAGGAGGUUUUCAUGUGAGCUCCGCCUGUCUGUCCUCCUGCUUCGAGUCCUUCAGCUGCUCUGCGGGUCCAGCUGCUCCGACUGGCUGUCUGCGGACGGCUGGGCACACGUCGGCAGGUUAUAUUCCCACGCUGUGAGGGAGAUGAUAAACUCAGUAAGAGACAAGCUGCCUCUUCCUUCAUCCGGUGCUUUAACGUCUCCUAAAACACCAGCGUCUAAAGACUCUGACCCAUCGUGCACUUCCAUCACAUCUCCUAAAAUGUCCAAAGACUCUCAAAAAGACCUGAAUCAAGCAGACGGCUCACAGGUGGAGGAGGAGGUGGGGACAGUUCCCAGCCAGGAAGUCCUUUUUGUGCUCAGCCAGCUCUUUUGCCAUGUUCAGCACAUUCAGGUGAUGAUGCCAGGAGGUCAGUGUGAACCACUCUUCCUGUCCAGUCUGGAGAUCCUCAGCCACUACGAGGCCAUCAUGGCCGCUUUCCCCGACAGCAGCAGCCCGCUGGAGAGCGACAACACCCGGCACUUCUUCUCCACCAUCACAGACAACCUGCAGAGCCAGGAGAUGAAGUCUGUGCUGCAGCAGAAGAUUGCUCAGCUCGUGUCAAAGGCAGCCUGAGUAACGCUGUAUUAACAGUGCUGAUACAAUAAGGACAUCACUUCAGUUGUCAGGAUCAUACGCUGUACUUAGCUGAUUUAGUGAUGGGUAAUGAGAGUGAAUAAAAAUCAGAUAUUUCACAGCA